AAUCCGGACCCAUUGUUUUUCACUUCAAGCUUAAUGCCUCGUUUCAAUUGGUCACAACUGGUCCGAAGAGGGACGUGCGCAAGGGUAUUUGAAAAGCGAAACACAUGCUCAUAAAAUGUUAUUAUUCAUGUUUUGUCCGAAUGUUUCUGCGCUAUAUGUGUUGUAAUAAGAUGGUUCUUGAUGUUCCAGAUAUGGAGUCAUUAGAGUCAUUAGCCAAGUCGCUGAAUUUGAAUGGUUGGAGUCGGCGCUCUUCGGGGCGCCUCAUUAUGCAGGCGCAUUAAAAGAAAGCAGUGGGGGGUAAAUGGGUGGUUAAGGGCUCGAACAAAAAGAGGGGCAGGGUCUGUGAGGAGGGUCAGGAUUCAAAUUCUAAGUGGUAAGAUGUCCCCAUUGUCAGUGGGAUAUAUAGCAGGCACACAGAGAGAGAGAGAGAGAGCGCGUUGGCACAACAGAGAAGCUGCCUGUUAUCAGUGAACAUCCAAAGGCCAGGAUUUCGAGAUAUAUCACCAUGUCCUCCUCGCACUGCAUUUGGAUUGCUCUAUUUCUUUUCUCGGCGACGACAAGGGACAUUGGAGUAUUUGGUCGCGCAGUAGACAAACUGGGAUUUCUGUCACAGUCCCAGAAAACUGCAGAUGAGUCCUCCGGAACAACUUUACGCACGGACGCGUUGAGGCGCUGGAGGCGCGGGGUCGCGGAGACCCACCUGGAGCGGUGUGCAGAGCUGGUGGCGCCGUGGCUGGAAAACACACACGCUCCGGAGGAUAAUGCAACGCGGUUGCAGCUCCGCGUCCGGCCCUUUUCCCCGGGAGCAUCCCGGCACCCGGUUUUCCCAGGAAAAUCCCUCUUUAGCUUUGUCCGACGGGUUUACCACUGCUGUCAAGAAGGAGUAAACUGCAGAAGCGUAAAGGGAAUUCAAGGUCGAUUGAGAGGAGGCACAGCUGUGGAGUUUCUGCUCACCAGGGAGAUUUUGUCUUUGACGAUUAUGAGAGCCGAGCUCCACCUCCAACUUUCCAACCCACAACAUCUGGAUAUCUAUCCUGUGCUUUCAUCUAUGGCAAAGCAAGACUUACCUACAAGGUACAGUUUGUGGUCACAGGGCAACACGGUGGAGCUGAGAGUAGAUCUGCUAUUCCUUUUCCACAGUCUGAAACAGGCGACGGGUGGUGCAGGAGGUGGUCCCAGCUUGGAGAACAUAAGGCGGCUGGUGUUUUCUUCUAGGAAGUAUCCACCAGGUGAAAGGCCUGCUUCUGGGGCUCUGCAGGACACAGAAGCUGAUGUUUGGGGGGAUGGGGUGGCCAACACGCUGCCUGCUCUGGACCUGGGCCUGGUCCUGGGCUGCAGCAAGGCUGCAUCGGGGGUAUCCUGCGAAACGGGCGGUGUUCACCUCUCACAUACACCCUUCAUGGCUCUGUACUACAGAUGAAGUCAAACUGGGACUGGACUGUGUUCGGCAUGGACACAUUUCAUUUGGUGAAUCUGUUUUCUUACUGAAGACAUAUAGCCUCAAAGCUAAAAGGAAAUGAUGCACUUCAAUGUCA
This is a messenger RNA of Cyclopterus lumpus (lumpfish), 1535 nucleotides long. RefSeq lists its product as uncharacterized. NCBI's taxonomy places the organism in Eukaryota, Metazoa, Chordata, Actinopteri, Perciformes, Cyclopteridae. The transcript has 3 exons. The record is from RefSeq and is a predicted model, not a curated record. The coding region runs from base 506 to 1420 and encodes 304 amino acids.